UUUUUUAAGAAAGUUAUACUUCCAAUUUCAUUUCAUACCACUUUUCUGAAAGUAAGAAAGGAAAAGUGUUAAUAUCACACAAAAUCUUGUUUUGCCAUUACUCCGAUCAACACAUCUGGUUCAGACCUUAAAACGAAAAGGAUAAAAAAGAAAAGCCAAAAACUGUUGAGUGUUGAAAUAUAAGCAGCUAUUUUCUGGGCACGAGCAAAAUAUUUCAGGUUUAGAGAGAAAGAGAGUGAGAAGAGAGGGAAAUAAGAUGAAUAUAUUCAGGCUAGCUGGGGACAUGACUCAUUUGGCAAGUGUUCUUGUCCUGCUCCUCAAGAUUCACACUAUUAAAUCUUGUGCAGGCGUUUCUCUGAAGACCCAGGAGCUCUAUGCUAUCGUUUUUGCUACUCGCUACUUGGAUUUAUUUACAAACUAUGUAUCUCUUUAUAAUACACUGAUGAAAAUAAUAUUUUUGGUGAGCUCUUUCUCAAUUGUCUGGUAUAUGAGGCGGCACAAGAUUGUGCGCAGAUCAUACGACAAAGACCAGGACACUUUUCGCCACUAUUUCCUUAUUGUACCGUGUUUGCUAUUAGCCCUGGUCAUAAAUGAGAAGUUUACCUUUAAAGAGGUUAUGUGGGCUUUUUCCUUGUACCUGGAAGCUGUUGCCAUCCUUCCUCAGUUGGUCUUGUUGCAGCGAACAAGAAAUAUCGACAACUUGACCGGGCAAUAUGUUUUUCUUCUAGGUGCUUACCGAGCAUUCUACAUUUUGAACUGGAUUUACCGUUACUUCACUCAGCCACACUUUGUCCACUGGAUAUCUUGGGUAUCAGGGCUUGUCCAGACCUUGCUUUAUGCUGAUUUCUUUUAUUACUAUUUCCAAAGCUGGAAGAACAAUGCAAAGCUUGAAUUACCUGCUUGAGCUCAUGUUGUGCACAAAAAUAUUUGAGGCCAAGAUUUUCAAGCAGCAUGAGCAAGAUACUCUAGAAGGUACUUGGCAUGUGGUUUUGUUUAUGCCUAUCUUAUGCUGAACCAUUGGAUUUGGACAAGAGAUGAGAUCCCGUUAGUUGUUUAUCAGAUAUAUGAAGUGACUUAAUACGUUGUUGUAAUGUUGAGGGAAGUAUUAUAUUAUACAAGCAAGAAUGACUAUUGGUGUUGCAGCAGAACUUAUACCCAACUUCUUCAGUAGACAGAUAUAACUUGCCAUUUUCUUUUUUCCCAAUGGAAAAAGAACAAACAUGUGUUUACUAUAUCUUCAAUGAUUUAUUAGUAUUUAACUGUAGCA
This is a messenger RNA of Salvia miltiorrhiza (redroot sage), 1267 nucleotides long. Its product is annotated as ER lumen protein-retaining receptor-like. Gene Ontology annotation, biological process: protein retention in ER lumen; endoplasmic reticulum to Golgi vesicle-mediated transport. The transcript is spliced from 6 exons. NCBI's taxonomy places the organism in Eukaryota, Viridiplantae, Streptophyta, Magnoliopsida, Lamiales, Lamiaceae. The record is from RefSeq and is a predicted model, not a curated record. Bases 257 to 904 code for a protein of 215 amino acids. Gene Ontology annotation, cellular component: endoplasmic reticulum; cis-Golgi network; membrane. Gene Ontology annotation, molecular function: ER lumen protein retrieval receptor activity.